CCAAAGCGAACGCAGCCAUUAUUGAUCAUAAAACUUUCCGAAUUAUGCCAAUGUGAAAUUUUUCACGUAAAACUUCCUUUUUUUACGUUGCCGCUCUUGAGAAAAAAUUAUGUAAUUAUUCAGCUUAACCGUGUGUGUGGUAAUUUUAUAAAAAUGGUAUUUGGGAAAUGUUACAGUGAUGGCAAGACUGUUCCUAGAACACUGUGCGGCUAAUAUCACGCUGAAUCGAUCAUUUCGGCCAAGGUGAAAUCCGACUACUUCAAUCCAUACGAGAAAACAGCAAGUGAUUGAUAAUUACGAGUUUCGCAACACUGCUGUACAUAAAUUUCACGCAACGUACGCAACACAUUCAGCAGAGACCGUAUUAAAACAUCGAUCGACGCCGCGGGAGUGUUAAGAAGUACGCGGGAAUGCUUCUCUUACCGUCGCACAAGUCGCGUUUUCGUUGAUGGUUUUGAGUAUGCUUUAGCGGAUUAAAAUGAUUAGGAUAUGUUCCUCCAGGCAAUAGGUUAAAUACACAGCUGAAUAAGGAUUCCUCUUUUACACUUGCUCCCUCUCUCUCUCUUUUUCUCCCUUUCUAUCUUUCUCCCUCUUUCUUCCUAUUCCCCUUCUUCCCGCUCUUGCAGAGUUGUUGAUGAAGAUGAGUGGUGAAAUGUUUGAGGGGAAAGAUUAUCCAACUCAGUGGGCUCUUAAUCCCUCUACUUAUCAAAACAUGAGUAACGAUCAAGGUAAUCUGUGGACUGGGCAGCACUAGCUCAACAAUGGAUAAAAAUGAAAGAGACGAUUGUACCUCCAGCACCACCGCCACCUACUAUAAAUACUAUUUGUCCAGGAAAUGAUGGAAGUGGUGAGGCUCCUAUGGAUAUGGACACUAAAGACGAUGAUGUACCUCCUGCACCACCUGCUCCAAACAUCAGUGGAUCAGAAGCCUGGAGCCAAUGGAAUCAGUGGGAUAACUGGAACAGCUCAACAUCUGGCACAGGAAGCUGGGAAUGGAGCGGUGUGCCUCCUCCUGGUGUCACAGGUCCUGAUGGGAAACCAAUUGGACUUCCAACUGUACCAGUUAUACCACCAGCUCCGACAAUAUCUACAACUACUGAUUUUAAUACACCUCCACCUGCACCUUCAAUGUACUCAUAUAAUUCAGUAUCUCCUGCACAAUCAUAUAAUCAGGUUACUAAUUAUUGGUCUGGAGAGUCGCCUAAUACAGUACCACCACAACCACCUGGUUUCAUGAAGGGUAUAAGGCACAUGAACAGAGCAUCUCACAUGAGAGGGAUAGAUCCAGCUCGAUGUCGAGAUGACAGAGAAAAGACACCAGAGGAAGACACCACUACAACUAUAGACGCCGCAAAACGGCGACAGCUACCGGCAUGGCUCCGAGAAGGGUUAGAGAAAAUGGAAAAAGAAAAGCAGAAAGCUGUAGAAAGGGAAAGACUAGAGGUUUUAAGGAAACAAGAGUUGGAGGCUCGUAAGCAGGCUGAAGAUGAAGCGCGUGCGGUGCUUAAUCCCAGCAAAAGCAAAUUCGAUUCGGACUCUGAGAAGGAAACUGAACAGGAUUUUGAAACGGGUAGUGUACGUGGACAGCAAGCCGCGGAAAAAAACUACGAUCGCACUCCUGACAUUGUGCUUCGACCACGGAAGUCACGAUUCAGAGAUGCGGACUCACCCGAAUCUCACGCGGUUGCCGACGAGAGUCCAACAGUUGCAGUUAGCACACCUCCUGUCAUAUCGAAGCGUUCUCGGGAGGAGAUUAUGCAGGACAUAAUGUUGAUGGUACGUAGAUCGCUGACAGAGAUACUAUUGGAAGUGACGAACGAAGAGAUCGGCUCGGUAUGCAGAGAAGUUUGGAGCCACGCACGUACCAAAGUCCCCGCAGGAGAGAACCCCGUCGCAUCCCUCAACAACAUGGCCCCUCUUGCUCAGAUCACUCGCAAGCUCGGUCUGGGCAUCUACGGCGACAGUAACAGCGAGUCCGAGGAGGAGCAGAGUGAGCACGCGCAGGUUCAGAACGACGACAGCGACGAGGAACUAAUGGAAACUGUAAGACGGCGUCAGCAGGCGUUCCGCAAGACUGAGGAGGAGAUCGAGGCGCGGCUCGCCGAGGAGGAUGAACGGGAAGAGCAGCGUUACGAGGAGCAGUAUAAUAAGCAACAGGAAAAUCAUACCGGUAAUACUAGCUGCAGAGAGUCAGUUGAUGAAAAAGAAACCAUAAAUAAUCAGAGAGAAGCAUCCGAAACUUUGUCGAGUGAUGGCCAAAGUCCACAAGCGAUGACAGCGACAGCGGCAGCGGCGACGCAGAAUAAUGCGCCGGCCGACAACGUGAUGAAAGCUAACAGCACUGUCUCGGGAUCGGCCGAUUCCGAGUCGAGUAGCUCCGACUCCACGAGCAGCUCUGAGUCGAGUAGUCGCGAGUCCGCCAAGAAGACCAACAAUAAACGCUCGGCUAAGCAACAACAGCAGCAGCAACAGCAGCAGCAACGGCAGCAAUCACGUGAGCGGGACCAUCGACGACGAAAGUCCAGGAGCAGAAGCAAGAGCAAGUCGCGGAACGAGUCCUCUAGAAGGUCUAGAUCACGCUCGUCUGAAGGUCGUUCCCGCAAGCGAAGAUCACGCUCGAGAUCGGCGGUCAAGUCGCGCAAGAAUUACCGCUCACGAUCCUCCAGCAAUCACAGGUCCAGUGGCGACGGCGUCGGCGAUAGGAAGCAUCGGUCGCGAUCGCGCAAUCGCAAGCGUGCCAAGUCGCGCUCGCGCUCCCGCAGCCGGCGCUCCAGAUCGGCGUCCACCACCACCGCCAGCAGAAAAUGGUCGUCGCGCUCUCGUUCUCGUGGCAAAAGGAAAUCCCGUUCGCGGUCCAGGGAUAGAGACAGACGGCGAAGUCGGUCUCGCAGCAAGUCGCACACGAAGCGAAGAAGAACGACCGCGGCAUCUCGUUCAAGAUCGCGCGGCGGCGGUCGCGAGAGGUCGCGCAGCCGCUCGAGGGGUUCGCGCAGACGGUCGAGGUCUUAUGUUUCCAGGAGCCGGCGACGGAGCCGAUCGAGGUCGCGGGAUCGCAGUAGAAAAUCGCGAUCCAAGUCGGGCCAUCGCGAUGGUAAGAAGUCGUCACAUCGGUACAGGAAUUGAGUCUGAUCCUCACUUCGAGCCAAGGUUGUAUGUACAUUCAUUCUGAUAGCCUUUUAACCAGUUUCGUAAGAACAGUAUAUAAGCUCGCCGCUUGUACAUAGUGAUGGAAGAUGUGUGUUUUCCUCUUUCUUUUUUCUUUUUUACAUUUUUUUUUAGACAAGGAAGGGAACUUCGAAGAUAUAUUUUGUUCACUCCAGAUAUAUUUUUUGCAGGAAUAUCACUGUAUUUUUCUAUUUUCUUUCUUUUUUUUCUCUUUUAAUUUUACAAGUAUGACAGAGGUGAUAUUAGUAAUAGAAGUACUUAUGUACUUUAUACAUAAACGAAAUUGGGAUUUCCAGAAUGCGAUCAGUUAUUUCAGAUUAUUUAACUUAGAUUAUUUAGUCGAAAGUCAAUAACUAUGGUACUCAUACAAAUUGUUUUAUAUUCAUAGUUUUUUAUAAUUUUUUUUAUUUUGUCAUAUUAUAUAUUUAUUUUCUUAUAUUUACUAAAAAUAUAAAUAAUUAAAAAGACAAUGGAUGUCUUACAUUUUUAUUUCUCUUUUUACGUAUCUUGGUUUGGUAGAAUUCAUGCUUUGCGCGUUAUUAGAAAAAUAUAUAUAAAAUACAUGACAAUUUGUUAUUACAAAAUGGAUAACUCUGACAAAUAGUGAAGUCUGCUCAAUAGUUUUCGAGGAUUUAGCGAUAGCAACUUAAACACCUACAAAUAAAAGUUUACUCAACUACAUUUAAGUUGCACUAUGAAAAGUGUGAUAGGUGCAUUAUGAUUUAGCUGUAAGAGGUGAGAGCAGCAUAAUGCGACAUCAAGAUUAGAUUCGUUAGGAUACAUUUAUAAAAAAUUGGCUGUCAUUAGUUUUAUAUCGUCAUCUGUAAUGUCAGCGUAACAGACUGAAACAAACCAAGGCAAUAAGAUAUAAGAUAUAAAGUUUCUGCUAAUUCUUUUCUUUUUGCACUAAUUUUCCAUGGAGGAAUUCCUGGAAAAUAGUUGAAGAAAAUUGAAGUAGAUAUAAAGUCGUUGAGUUUGUAUACCAUGUACACACGAAUCCUUAUGUUUGUUCGCCAAAUUGAAUCAUACAUUUAACAUAAGGAUUUUUUAUCGAAUACAUUUUAUAGAUAUAUAUACAUAUGUAUAUGUGUGUGUGUGUGUGUGUGUUAUAUUUAAUUUAACAUAUAUACAUACAAAACUUAUCAAGAUAUUACCAGUGAUAAUUUUUUAUCAAUUGAACGAUGCAUUCUUAAGAAAAUUUCUAUUUCUAAUCUGUUUUUGCCACUUUUUCGGUAUUGAGAUAUCAAAUUCUUAUCGAAUCUUUGUUUGUUUCAACUAACUCCGUUUAUUGAUAAUAGAUUUAUCGAAACAUAAUAUGGCAGCUAAUCGGUUCUUCCCUUCCUUUUUCUUUUUGAAUAUUAUGUCUAACGGCGUUCAUAAUUGAUCCAAGUCCAAGUCUACAGUUGACUCGUGCAAUUCAUGUGAUAAGACAAUGUAAUACAUGAAUGACGUAUUUUAUAGUAACAUUGCGCCGAUACCUGAAAUACUUUGGAAAUGUAAAUCACAGAAUGAAAAAAAUUUUAAAAUAGCAUAGUUUGAACGUCUAGCUGUUUUUUCGCCAGAAGACUUUGAAUAGGCCAUUUGUAAAAAAAAAAUUGUAAAUAACGAACGACCGUUCAUUUUCCUUACCUUGUCUGUAAAGUCUGGUAAAUUAAAGCAAGCACGAGAAUAAGCCUUAAUCUUCCAACCAAGUUUUAGAUAUCAGAGUUAUAGACUCACAGAUAGAAAUAAGUUUUGUACAGUAAACUACGCGACAAACUCAGACUAUCACCCAAUUUAAUUUAUCAUAUUUUAAUAUAAUUAUAUAUAUAUAUAUAUAAAUAUAUAUUUACAAGUAAGCGUUAUGUAAUUAUAUUGUACUAACAUAUUGAACUCAGAAAGCAGUGAAUAGGGUGUAUGAAUUUGUAUUCAAUCGACAAACAAAUCAAUUUGUACUUCUAACACAAACGACUUAAGAAUCGAAAAAGUAAAUUCGGAUUUUGCUAAGAGGAAAAGAAAAGAACAAUGUUAAAAAAAAAGAAUAUUCUGCCGAGAUCACUGAUCGAUGAUCAUGUAGAUUGACUGUGCUACGAGCGCCUGUAUUUCAACCAGGAGUCCUAGAAAUCUUAUUUUGUUUCAGCAUCUUCCACUGGCUUCCACUCGGCUUCAACGAUUUCACUAUGAUUCAGUUCGUCAACGUAUCAGCGCAAUGUGUAUACAGUUACAUAUUUUGAAUAUAUCACAUUCAAUCUUCUUAAAUAGUGUAUAAAACUGCAUGGUACAAUAAAUAAUGAUACACAUAA
Messenger RNA from Odontomachus brunneus, 5447 nucleotides. Its product is annotated as arginine/serine-rich protein PNISR-like. Gene Ontology annotation, molecular function: RNA binding. Gene Ontology annotation, cellular component: nuclear speck; presynaptic active zone. The record is from RefSeq and is a predicted model, not a curated record. NCBI's taxonomy places the organism in Eukaryota, Metazoa, Arthropoda, Insecta, Hymenoptera, Formicidae. The coding region runs from base 772 to 3123 and encodes 783 amino acids. The transcript has 12 exons.